This is a messenger RNA of Vicia villosa (hairy vetch), 2074 nucleotides long. RefSeq lists its product as uncharacterized. Lineage: Eukaryota; Viridiplantae; Streptophyta; Magnoliopsida; Fabales; Fabaceae. Gene Ontology annotation, cellular component: exocyst. The transcript has a single exon. Gene Ontology annotation, molecular function: phosphatidylinositol-4,5-bisphosphate binding. The record is from RefSeq and is a predicted model, not a curated record. Bases 268 to 1707 code for a protein of 479 amino acids. Gene Ontology annotation, biological process: exocytosis.
UUAGAGAGCACUAGAGUCACCACCACACUUUGAACUAGUCCCCAAACACACUACCUCUUAGAAACCCUCCAAAACUAUUACAGAUUGGCAUUUAUCAGUACAAGCAGAAUAGCUACUAAAUCAACCCAGAAUCAUUGGAAAUAAUUAUUGAACUUUCCUGGAGAGUGUGUAAACCAGCUUUGGUAUCUUUCCUCGAAAUUUCAGCUGAAAUUUCACACAACUUGUCACAGCCGAUGUCAUAAAGCGAAUCAAUUCUUACACACUAACAUGCCAACUCUCAUCCAAACUUGGAGAUGGUUGGUGCGGCCUAAAGUGUGGAGAUUUGUAGGUUUUGCCUCAGCUGUUGUUGGACUUGUCUGUUAUGCUCUAAGCUCUUCCUUCAACUAUCUCUUUGGAAAAUGGAAUCCCUUGAAGAUUGUUCUUUACAGCGUAUUCGGCCUCAUCAUCAGCCUCAUGAUUUUCUGUGCAGAGUUACUACCGCGCUCCACAAGUCUUCGGUUCAAAGCUCAUACAGCAUUUUCGGCACUGGCUUUCACAUCUGCCUAUUCCUUUUUCUUCGACAAAGUGGUGAAAGGGACACCAGAUCUAUAUAGCCUCUUUUCAUGCGCUGCCUUUGCUGUCAUGUCUCUCAGCCUGUCGACGCAAACUCAGUUUGGAUUUGAAAUUGAUCUUCUCUACUUCUUCCUCGGAUGUCUAAUUGUGCAACUCAUGAAGAUCAAAUGGCAGCUAUUCGUUGUUGGAGCAGCUUUCAGCUAUGGUCUUAUUAUUACCCGUACUUCAUUUUCUUCCAUAGACGAUGGAGAAAAUAAUCAGUACCCCGACCUCCAUGAUAUUUUUGUGGUGACUCCAGGACUACAACUCACCAGUUCUAAUAUUGCUAAUGCUAGCAAUAACAAUGGCAUCAAUUCACCACAGUUGGUGAUCAUCACUGAUAUUAGCAGUAUGAUGGAACAACUCAGGAAAUUUGUGACUGCGCUUCAGCAUGAAAAUUCUAAUUUCAUUCAAAUGCUUUUGGAGCAUGUUAAAAAUUAUGUGGUGGCCGAUCCUAACUACUUGAUGGAUGCACUGAAGCCAGAAACCAUCAAAGGCCUUGAGGAAACAGCAAAGGUUAUGGUGAGCGCUGGGUUUGAGAAGGAUUUUUUCGAUGUGUACAUCAAUUGCCGUAGGGAAUGCUUAAACCAAUGCCUAAUGCAUAUAUUUUUCGGGUUGCAUAAUUUCAGUGUCAAGGAUGUCCAUAGUAUGCCGUGGAAAAACCUCGAAGCUGAGAUUGAGAAAUGGAUUAAAGCUUUCAAUGUCACUCUCAAGAUACUCUUACCUGGCGAGAGACGACUCUGCAGUCGCAUCUUAUCCUCAACCACAGCUGAUUUGUCCUUCGUGGAGAUUUCUAGGGGAUCCACCACUCAGCUAUUGAAUUUCGCCAACUCCAUUGCCAAUGGAAGCCGUUCUCCAGAGCGUUUGUUUAAAAUGAGUGAGGUGUUUGAAACAUUGCGUGAUCUAAUUCCAGACUUUGAUUUGUUAUUUUGUGAAGAGUACAGUGUGUCUCUAAGAAAUGAAGCAAUUACGAUAUGGGAGAGAUUGGGGGAAGCAGUCAGAGAGAUUUUCAUGGAGUUGGAGGAUCUAGUUGACAGUUCCUCAACGUAUGGGCAGAUGCGUAGGAUUAUGGAUGCUUUGGAGAGCAGUUUGAAUGAAAAGUUCAAAUUCCAGUAGAUUUUGUGUUGUGGAUCUCCUUACCGAUUCAGCAUCGUAAUUAGUAUUUGCAUUUCAUUUGAGUUUGCAUUUCAUUUGGUUAGCAUUUAGUGGUGUCUAAAAGGAAGAAGAAGUUGUAAUUGUGUAUUAACUGUUUUCAUUUCAAACUUUGAGAGGUUAGUUAGAUGUAUGCUAAUGACCAAAAGUCGCCGAAAAGAAGAAAAUUAGUCAGAAAUGAAGUUUUACUCAAUCUUCAACAUUUAUUUAUGCUUCGUGUUUUACAUACUAAAAAAAGCAAUGAAACAGAAUUUAUCUGAAUCAUAUGAUCAUUCAAAUGUUGAGAAAAUAUUACAAAGCUUCCGUAACUCAAAUAGCUCGAGCUCAUUUA